This is a messenger RNA of Colletotrichum abscissum, 1536 nucleotides long. RefSeq names its product 2-oxoacid dehydrogenase acyltransferase. The transcript has 2 exons. Gene Ontology annotation, molecular function: acetyltransferase activity; lipoic acid binding. Lineage: Eukaryota; Fungi; Ascomycota; Sordariomycetes; Glomerellales; Glomerellaceae. The record is from RefSeq and is a predicted model, not a curated record. Bases 1 to 1536 code for a protein of 511 amino acids. Gene Ontology annotation, cellular component: mitochondrion; cytoplasm.
AUGUUUCUUCAAAGAGGAUCGCGCGCCGUCCGGACGCAAUGGCACGUCUCCAAGAGCAUGGCUCGCCUGGCCGCGGCAAGAGCUGCCGGCGUCUACCCCUCCAGACAGUUCCACGGCACACGGCAUCUGCGGGUUGUGAAGCCUGUCUUGCUGGCAGAUAUUGGCGAAGGCAUCGUGGAGUGCGAAAUCAUACAAUGGUUCGUCGAGCCCGGCGCCCGAGUCGAAGAAUUCUCCCCUCUGUGUGAGGUCCAGAGCGACAAGGCGUCUGUGGAGAUCACCAGCCGAUUCUCAGGCGUUGUACAGAAGUUGCACUACGAUGCCGGCGACAUGGCCAAGGUCGGCAAGCCUUUUGUCGACAUUGACAUACAAGGCGGGGCUAAGAAGGAGGACCUGGAUGCGCUGACAGCCCCGACGGAAGCGGCACAGGAGAAGCCCUCACAAAAGACGCCGGAACCUCCUGUACAGCCCAAGUCACAACAGAAAGACAAGACACAGGACCAAAGCAGACAAGAAUCGGGGGUGGCAUCUCAGGAUGCGGCCAGUACUGAGGAUGCCCCACGGCCAAAGGGUAGCCAUGCCUCGCUUGCUACACCGGCGGUGCGGCAUCUGACCAAGAGCCUGAACGUAGACAUUGCCGAGAUUAACGGCACGGGAAGAGACGGGAGGGUUCUUAAAGAGGACGUACAGAACUUUGUCAAACGCCGCGACGCCGGUGACAGGCCCGCUGGGGCAACGACUCCAUCCCCGGCCGCCGCGGCCCCGCCUUCCGGCGCCGCACAACUCGAAACCCGGGUCCCGCUCACGAACACCCAACAGCAAAUGUUCAAGUCCAUGACCCGCUCCCUCGCAAUCCCCCACUUCCUCUACGCCGACGAGAUCGACUUCUCCAGCCUCGUCCAGCUGCGCACCCGCCUCAACCGCGUCCUCGCGACGUCCCCCGAGGUGGGCGGCGGCGAGGCCGGCGUCGCGAAGCUCUCUUACCUCCCCUUCAUCAUCAAGGCCGUCUCCAUGGCGCUCUACCAAUACCCCAUCCUGAACGCGCGCGUCGAUCUCGACCCUUUCUCCUCGCCGUCGUCAAAGCCGUCCCUCGUCAUGCGCAGCCAACACAACAUUGGUGUAGCAAUGGACACUCCCGCCGGCCUCCUAGUGCCCGUGAUCCGCGACGUCGGCUCCCUCAAUAUCCUCUCCAUCGCCUCGGAGCUGACGCGCCUGCAAAAGGCGGCCUUCGCGGGCAAGCUCGCGCCGGCGGACCUCAAGGGCGGGACCAUCACCGUCUCCAACAUUGGCAACAUUGGCGGCACCUACCUCUCGCCCGUCAUCGUCGACAAGGAGGUCGCGAUCCUCGGCAUCGGCCGCAUGCGCGCCGUGCCGGCGUUCGAGGGAGAGGACUCGGACAGGGUGGUGAGAAAGCACGUUACCAACUUCAGCUGGAGCGCUGACCACCGCGUGGUGGACGGCGCGACCAUGGCCCGGGCCGCGGAGGUGGUGCGGCGGGUUGUGGAGGAGCCCGACGUCAUGGUCAUGCAUAUGAGGUGA